Paramecium tetraurelia is the source of this 1461-nucleotide messenger RNA. RefSeq lists its product as uncharacterized. The transcript is spliced from 4 exons. The record is from RefSeq and is a predicted model, not a curated record. Gene Ontology annotation, biological process: protein autophosphorylation; autophagy; autophagosome organization. Gene Ontology annotation, molecular function: ATP binding; protein serine/threonine kinase activity. Gene Ontology annotation, cellular component: cytoplasm; autophagosome. NCBI's taxonomy places the organism in Eukaryota, Ciliophora, Oligohymenophorea, Peniculida, Parameciidae.
AUGCAGAUAGGUGAAAUUUUGAUAAUUGAUGAGUACCAGAUAUCUAUUGGGGAGAAUAUUACUGAUAAAUUAUAUGAUUGCAAAUCAACUCGGAAUUCUUAUAUUGCUUAUUGUGCUAGACUAAUACCAAUGCAAGAAUAGCACUUAUAGAUGCAUUAUGAAAUGUAAUUCUAAAUCCAUGAAAUACUCUAUAAAAAUAGAAAUAAUUAAAAUUUAGUUUAUGUACAUCUCGUCAGAAAACUAAAAGAAAGGAAUUUGAUUGUAAUAAUUAUGGAGAAAUGCGAAACUACUUUACAAUAAAUAUGGGAUUAAAAAAAAAAGUUCGAUGAUUUUAAAAUAGAUGAAUUUUUUAUUCAAUUUCUAAAUGGUUAUAGAGUUCUUUAUUAGGAAUUUAUUAUUCAUCGUAAUAUCAAACCUGAAAACAUAUAAGUUAAAUAUGUAAACGGAAAGCCAAUAUUUAAAAUAGCAAAUUUUGCAAUUGCAAAAAUAUUUUUAAAAGAUGAUGAUUCCCCCCUUGAAAAAAUUGGAACGCCUGCAUAUGCUGCUCCAGAAAUAAGCCCAAUAUAGCAAGACUUGGAAUUAAGCUAUUGCUUUAAUUCUAUCAAGAAUAUUGAAAAUCAUAAAAGCUAAAUUGAUAUUUAUUCAAUUGGUUUGAUAUUGUAUUAGAUGGUAUAUGGGAGUUUACCUUUUGAUUCUUAAGUCAUUGAAAUUAUCAAAUUUUUGAAUCAAAUAAAAUUACAAACGUUAUAAUUACAAGGGAAUUCAAAGUAUAUCGAACUUAUUGAACAAAUGCUAGUUUAUUCCCCUGAUCAAAGAAUUCCAUUUUAAUAGGUUUUUUAGAGGUUUGAACAAGAACUUAACAAUGUAGGAUCUCAAAUUUUUUAGUUUAAUAAACUUCCUGGAAUGAAUCCUUUUUUAAGUUUCGGUUAACAUCCAGAGAACAUAAAUUCUCAACGAUUUCCUACCAUUAUUAAUAAGAAUAAUAAUAAUUUUAAUAAUAGCAAUGGUAGUAAUAUUAAUAAUAGCAAUAACAAUAAUCAACAUCCACAGCAUAAAGGAUAACCAAAUUUCUUAAGGAUAUACUCUAUACAAUAAUAAUGUUUUCCAUCUCGGAACCAAUUGAAUUAACCACUAUUUCAAUAAAUGCACAAUCCAAAGAAGGAAGUAAUAGAAUAUCUAAAAGCUCUAUUGUAUGAUUUUGAUGCAGUAGUAAGUGACUCAAUUAAAUAAGAAAUAAAAACACAUUUAGAGUCUGGAGAUGAGAUUUUUUAAGAAGUUAAUCUUAAAAAAUUGUUAAACGUGUUUAAAUUUGACCCUAAUAAAGUAAAUCAUUAUACUAAGCUCUUAAACUUUUAUUAUUCCAUUUUCUCUAUUUUGAAGAACCCAGGUAUCUAAAAUUAACAUAAAAUCUCUGAAUCAUAAUAAAAAGAUUUUAUCAAACAAAUUCAUCAAUAAAAAUGA